AUGUUCGCACCUCAGCUCACCUCUACCUCGUCGAGAGGUUUCUUCGGUCUUGCUGCUCGUCAGAUCCCCAAGACCUCAGUAUUGACAGGAGCUAGAGGACUUUCGACCACGCCCUCCCAGCAGAAGGAUAUCACUCUCCUCCAGGAUAAGAAUGAUGGCUUCGGAUUUGCUAGAUCGAACCCCAGACCUGCAAAGCCAAGGUCCAAGGGCGUCACCGAAAUCAGAGGACCAUACUAUUCGGUAAUGGGGAAGCGGUAUCUGGCGGACGUGCUCGAAACGAUGGGAACACAUGUUGAUGGUCUCAAGUUUGCAGGAGGAUCUUUCUCCCUCUUCCAGGAAAAGCCGUUGAGAGAAUUGAUCGAACUUGCACAUGAGCAUGGUGUUUACGUAUCAACGGGUGGUUGGGCUGAGCACCUCCUCACUCACCCAGACCCAAACAGCGUCUUUGACAAGUACCUCUCAAAAUGCAAGGACUUGGGAUUCGAUGUGAUCGAGUUAUCCUCCGGCUUCCUGUCAUUCCCCGAAGACGACUGGCUUCGUCUCGUCGACAAGGUUCACUCAUACAAGCUGAAAGCUAAGCCUGAGCUGGGUAUUCAGUUCGGCGCUGGUGGUGACACCCCAGCCUCUGGUUUGGAAGCCAUUGGCACCUCUGACCCCAGCAAGCUGGUGAACCUGGGCCAUAAAUUCCUCAACGCUGGCGUUGAGCGCCUGAUGAUCGAGUCCGAGGGCAUCACCGAGAACGUCGACACGUGGCGGACAGAUGUUGUAUCCAAGAUCAUGAAGGAGCUCCCCUCUGAGCGCGUCAUGUUCGAAGCCGCGGAUCCCAAGGUUUACAACUGGUACAUUCGGGAGUUUGGUAUCGAUGUGAACCUGUUCGUCGACCACAGCCAGAUCGUGCAACUCUCAUGUCUUCGUCAUGGUAUCUGGGGAACAGCUGACACCUGGGGCAAGAUCGUUUCCUUCAGACCAGACAAAAUAUCCGGUAUACCUGCCACAUCCGCCAUGCCCCGAGCCAGCACAACGCCUGGAGCACGACUCCGUUGUCGACGAGCCUGCGAUAGCUGUAAGCGAAGGAAACAAAAAUGCAAUGGGGAACAACCGUGUACAAUCUGUGUACAACGUCGCAAAGAGUCAGAAUGCCAUUUCUCGGACAAACCGGCGCGGUUGCUCAAGCCCAGUGGCCCCAAGGAAACGAUGCUGCUUAGCGAACAGAUGGCUCCCACCCCGCAGCGACAGACGGCCAUGGACCAUCUUCUGAACUCGCUUGAGGAUCAUAGCGCGGAUAUGGAACAACAGACAAGAGACGACCGGGAUGGAACUGCUCCCGUGCCAAAGGUUGCCCGAUUGUUGCGCGAUGGUCAAGGCAAAUUCAUGUACAUUGGUGACUCCGCAAGCUUGUCCUUUGUGCAGAGUGUGCGGCGGAUUGUAUCUUCCUCCAUUGGCCGGUGUGAGUUUACGGAAGAUAACUCGCGUCAUUCGAUGCUUGAAGCUUUCCAAAGUAAUCCUAGCAGCCAGCGAGGGUCACUGAUUGACCCUCCUAGCAAUGACGAAGCCCAACGCCUGGCUCGCCAAUACGUGCUCGCCACCAGUCCGUUGCUGGAUUUGUUCGACCUAAACGAGUUCCACCCGCGCCUAGCCAACUGGAUCGAUAAUCCAACUGGCGAUGAAGACACUGUCAGCUCUAUCUUUUUAAUGGUUCUUGCUAUUGGCGCCCAGGUAUCCAAUACCAACCAGACCCAGGCAGAGCGGUACUUUGUUAGCGGUCGUCAGCUCGCAUUCUCCGCCUUUACAGAAACACCUAGUCUCUACACGAUCCAGUCAUAUAUCUUGAUUUCUAUGUACAUGCUGGGCGCUUGCCGGCGCAAUGGCGCGUUCAUGAAUCUCGGCAUUGCGCUACGGGCCGCAUACGCGGUCGGUAUACACCGGAAAGACGCAAAUGCCCUUUUUUGUACUCGGGAGCGACGGGCUCGCGAGCGUGUAUGGAAAAGUCUGCGGAUGAUGGAUCUGUUUCUCAGCGCGUCUUUGGGACGGCCCCCGGCAACGUCUGAUUUCGACUACGACCCUCGCGAGGACGCCUUGACUUCAGGGGAACAACAGCAGCGUUUACCACCAGAAGAGCAACUCUCACUGGCUGUCAUCUCUUUGUCCCGCAUAUUCGAACGCAUUCUCACCGAUGUGUAUAUGAAGCAAGUCAUAUCAAUUAAUGUUGCAGAGACAAUCUCGAAUCAGCAUCGUGUUUGGGUUCGAAGCUUGCCUGGUUUCCUCAAAACACAGACGGAGCAACUCGACACCAAAACUCUGGAGGGCAGCUUAUCUGCCGCCCAUGUGCUCGCUUCGUACUACUGGUCAAUCAUUCUUUUAACCCGGCCGUUUCUCAUAUAUCGCGUGUCUCAAUAUGUAAAAACCAAAAGUGAAUCGCCCAAUUCUUCAGACUCCCAGGCUGGUGGUUCCCGUAUCGCCCUCUUUGCCGAUGCAUGUGUCUAUUCGGCACUACGAGGCCUCGACAUUGCCAACGAUCUCUCUCGCUAUUCUUCCCUGCCCAAGAGAUUGCCCUUUUUGAUGAACUCCGUCUUCAAUUCUGCUGUCGUCCUCGGAGCAGCCUUCUUCGCCGACUAUGACAAUCUUCUCCCACUGGAAGAUGGCAUGAUGAAAGCCGAAAAAUUCCUCGAAAUUUUCGUCCCCCACGAUCCGCAUGCAUGCCGCUUUUUUCAAAUCAUCAAAUACCUACGUACCGCGGUAGCAGAGUUCGUCCGCCGACGAAAUCGCCAAUGGAUGGAACGUCGCAGUAGACAAGUCGACCAACUCUUCGGCGACGUCGGACUAAACAAUAACAACAAUCACCGCAAUAAUCCCAAUCCUUCAACUUUUUCAACUUCAAACAAUGAAAUACCCCCCAAUCGCAACGGCGCCCACACGGUCCCAUCCCCUCUUUCCCCAGAGAAGCUCACCCCUCGAGACUCUACCCUCCCUACUCAACCCUCUGACCCCAUCGCAACUGCCCCUACUGCUACACCCACUACUGCCACCACCAUUCCUGCCCAACCUGGCACUGACGUCUGGGACACUCUUUAUGGUAGCACCGCUGGCGCCCCAACUCUCCCAUACGAAGCCAGUGCCAUCUCGGCCCUAACCACAACAGGCAUCCCCGUCGGCUGUUCGCCUGGAGGCACCAUUCCCUCUGGCCAACUGGGUGACAGGACGGGGAUGGCAGGCCCAGAGGUUCGAGGCCAGACACCACUUUCCGAUGUGAUUUUUCCAGAUAAUGGCCUUCUCUACAUGGCUGAAGAUCUGCCGGUUUUUGGUAUUUGGGAGGAUGCGUAA
Aspergillus wentii DTO 134E9 is the source of this 3321-nucleotide messenger RNA. RefSeq lists its product as uncharacterized. The record is from RefSeq and is a predicted model, not a curated record. The transcript is spliced from 8 exons. NCBI's taxonomy places the organism in Eukaryota, Fungi, Ascomycota, Eurotiomycetes, Eurotiales, Aspergillaceae. Bases 1 to 3321 code for a protein of 1106 amino acids. Gene Ontology annotation, biological process: positive regulation of transcription from RNA polymerase II promoter by galactose; DNA-templated transcription. Gene Ontology annotation, molecular function: RNA polymerase II cis-regulatory region sequence-specific DNA binding; zinc ion binding; DNA-binding transcription factor activity, RNA polymerase II-specific. Gene Ontology annotation, cellular component: nucleus.